Messenger RNA from Rodentolepis nana, 510 nucleotides. The record is from the annotation of a GenBank genome assembly. NCBI's taxonomy places the organism in Eukaryota, Metazoa, Platyhelminthes, Cestoda, Cyclophyllidea, Hymenolepididae.
UUGUCGGAAAAUCUUCAAAAGUGUCUCAAAUACAAAACUGAAUUAGAACUGAAGUUGAAAGCGCAUGAGACUGAAAGCUCUCUACAAAUUAGUCAAACAGAAUUAGCGUUGAGUCGGCUAACUGCUCUGCGUAGUCAAUUUACUCAACUACAAAACAACAAUGAACAAAUCGAAGAAUUUCUUGCUCGAUUUAAAACAACAGAGAAAAAGAAUUUAGUUUGCACUGUAGAGGGCACUUUGGCAACAUCCGAACAAUCUGGAGAGUUGUUCCACAGGCUUCGAAAAAUGCUUAAUGAAGUCAAUAAACCUAAAGAAGUUGAGAGCAUUGAAGAAGAAAAUAUUUUGAUAGAGAAUUCAACUGAGCAGGAAUCAAUUGAAGUUGAAUCAGAUAUUAAUAUGAAUGACCCUCCACCUUUGCCAGAAUAUUUGAAUCAGGUAUGUUUCAUUCAGAAAUAUGAAGGGAGUUUAUUGAUGAAUGGAUUUAUUUAUUUCAAAUUGCAGCCUUUGUGA